This is a messenger RNA of Larimichthys crocea (large yellow croaker), 879 nucleotides long. It is a transcript of the gene ciiih22orf39, whose product is annotated as chromosome III C22orf39 homolog. The transcript has 3 exons. Bases 81 to 410 code for a protein of 109 amino acids. The record is from RefSeq and is a predicted model, not a curated record. Lineage: Eukaryota; Metazoa; Chordata; Actinopteri; Sciaenidae.
AAAGUAAGUUCUGGGAAAUUGUCUGGUAGCGCUUUUAUUGUGAAGUGAUAACGAACCGGAAGUACUUAGCGCCGCUAGCAAUGGACCGCUCGGAAGAAAAGCUGUGGAGGACACCCCGGCCCUGUGAUUACUAUUGGAGUGAAUUCAGACAUUGCAAAAGCUUGUGGAAUCGUUUUCACCAGUAUUACACUUAUGGCACCUCACCGUCCUGCCAGCAGUGGAAGGAGGACUACCAUAACUGCAAAGAGUGGGAGAAACACAGAAGUGCCGAGGCCAAGGAAGCCUUGCAGGCGAGUGAAAGGGGCAGAGUGGCAGAGCAGAGAAAGUUCACCCCAGUGUGGCAACUGAGGAAAGACCCACCCAGUGACUGGUACAUGCCCCUGAAUGAGGAUAAGCCUCAGGAUUCCUGAACCGUCACUGAUACGCUGUCUCUGCUGUGGCCAAAGUGAAGACUCAAGAUUCUUCUGACUUAAUGGACUUAAACGAUAUGAUUUAGAGCCACAUGCUGGAGGGACUGGUCCUCACUGAUUGUCAUCUCAUGUUGUAUUAAGUGAGCUGCUGAAUGAAAACAGAUACAACAGUGAUGGCAACAUCUAGUGGCCUAGUGGUGAAGUACAAUAUGAUUUUUGCAAAGACAGUGUUGCUUUUUGCCGAUCAUAAAUAAUUAACUCUCCAAACUUGUGUAAAUUGAAGCACAGAGGCUGACUGUACUUACAGGCUCACUGUAAAUGAGUUUAAAUAGCAAUUGCCUUGUUUAGUGCAAGGAAAUGGCAAUAUUGGGACAAAUUAUACAAUUUCAACAUUUCAUAUCUUCCAUUAAAGUAAUGAAUGAUCUGUGGUGCAUCGUUUUGAUUGGUUGAUGCUGCACUACAAUGUACC